Sinocyclocheilus rhinocerous is the source of this 3259-nucleotide messenger RNA. Its product is annotated as protein MB21D2. The record is from RefSeq and is a predicted model, not a curated record. Lineage: Eukaryota; Metazoa; Chordata; Actinopteri; Cypriniformes; Cyprinidae. The transcript is spliced from 3 exons. Bases 19 to 1683 code for a protein of 554 amino acids.
UUUUGGUUUUCAUAUUUAAUGUUAGUAUAUUUGUACUCAUUUAUCUGCAGAGGCGGUGUUUCAGCACGUGCAUGUCUAAUAAAGAAAAGAAAUCAGCGUCGGUCUGCAGCUGCGCUCCGGUGCGCAUCACAGUACAGCGCCUGCGCUCCGCUGCUCCGGUUCCACCGUCUCCUCCUCGCGAACAUGGCGGCGCCUGCGCUCUCCAGCCGGGCUGGUUCAGCUGGCAGCAGCCCCACCGCCACCCCGAACAGCACCAAGCUCGUCCCGCACUCCCCCGAGCUGGACUUCAGGUCCGGAACCAGGAUCGAGGAGCUCAACCGGCUGAUCGCCGAGUUCAGCAAGCACGAGCAGCGUGAGUACGACGACCAGCGAGCGCUCGAGAUCCACACGGCCAAGGACUUCAUCUUCUCCAUGCUCGGCAUGGUGCAGAAGUUGGACCAGAAGCUUCCGGUUGCCAACGAGUACCUGCUGUUGUCCGGUGGGGUCCGGGAAGGCGUGAUUGACAUGGAUCUGGAUGAGUUGACGGUAUAUGCGCGGGGAGCUGAUUACGACAUGGACUUCACGUUACUGGUUCCCGCGCUCAAACUCCACGACCGAAACCAGCCGGUCACGCUAGACAUGCGUCACUCGGCGCUCUGCCACUCCUGGCUCAGCCUGCGUCUGUUUGACGAGGGAACCAUCAACAAGUGGAAGGACUGUUGCACUGUUGUAGACCAUGUUAACGGUGCCACCAAUUACUUUUUCUCACCCACGCUGGUGGCCGACUGGUUCUACGAAUCCAUUAGUAUGGUUCUGGCGGAGAUUCAGAAGAAGCCGCAGCGCGGUGUCCCGCGGGUCGAGAAGGUCGAGCGCAACGCAACCGUCAUCUCCAUCAUUUUGGGCGUCGGAGGCAGUCGGAUGCUGUACGACGUGGUUCCAGUAGUGUCGUUCAAAGGCUGGCCAGCGGUGGCCCAAAGCUGGCUAAUGGAGAACCAUUUUUGGGAUGGGAAAAUCACGGAGGAGGAAGUGAUUAGCGGGUUUUAUUUGCUGCCUGCUUGCUCUUCUACAGGCCAGAAGGAAAACGAGUGGCGCUUGUCGUUUGCGCGCAGCGAGGUGCAGCUGAAGAAGUGCAUCUCUGCGAGUCUCAUGCAGGCGUACCAGGCUUGUAAAGCUCUGAUUAUUAAGCUUCUCUCACGACCCAAAGCCAUCAGCCCGUAUCACCUGCGCUCGCUCAUGCUUUGGGCCUGCGACCGCCUGCCGCAUACGUACUUGGCACAGGAAGAUUACGCCGCGCACUUUUUGCUUGGGUUGAUUGAUGACUUGCAGCACUGCUUGGUGAAUAAGACCUGCCCGAAUUACUUUAUCCCGCAAUGCAACAUGCUAGAGCAUCUCAGCGACGACAUGGCCAUGCUGCAUGCUCGCAAGUUGUCAUCAGUUCGCUCUGACCCAGCAGAACACUUGCGGAGCGCGAUCGAGCAUGCAAAAGCCGCGUCGCGGCUCACGCUUGAGCUCCAGUGGCGCGGAGGAAGCUCAAACCUGUCAUCCCCUCUGUCGGACACCGGAGCCGAUCAGCAACCAGACGACCGGCUCGCGAAGAAACUCCAGCAGCUGGUCACGGAGAAUCCUGGGAAGUCCAUCUCAGUCUUCAUCAACCCAGACGAUGUCACACGACCUCACUUUCGCAUUGAUGACAAAUUCUUUUAAAGCCACGCUUAUUGAUCAGACUGGCCGUUGACUGGGAACAAGCUCACUUUCGCAUCAAUGAUACAUUUUUCUAAAGCCACGCCCACUAAUCUGAUUAGGCGCUGGCUGCAAACAACAUCAUCCAACCUCAUUUUUGAAUCGAUGACAAAUUAUUUUGAAGCCACGCCCUCUGAUCUGAUUGGGCGCUGGCUGCAGAUGACCUUACAUUUGCAUUGAUGACAAAUUCUUCUGAAGUCAUGCCUCCUGAUCUGAUUGGGCGCUGACUGGGGAUGAGCUCACUUUCGCAUACAUGAUAAAUUUUUCUGAAGCCACGCCUACUGAUCUGAUUGGAUACUGGCUGCAGACGACCCCAUGCAACCUUACUUUUGCAUUGAUCAAUUUUUUUCCUGAUCUGACGAGCUCCCUUUUGCAUUGAUGACAUUCUUCUGAAGCCACGCCCCCGAUCUGAUUGGGCGCUGACUGCAGAUGAUGUCCUCACUUUCGCAUUGAUGAUAAACUCUUCUGAAGCCACGCCCAUUAAUCUGAUUGGGAGCUGAUGACCUCACUAUAGCAUUAAUGAUCAAUUCUUCUGAUGCCACGCCCCCUAAUCUGAUUGGGUGCUGACUGCAGAAGACCUCACUUUCGCAUUGAUGACAAAUUCUUCCGAAGCCAUGCCCUCUGAUCUGAUUGGGUGUUGGCUGCAGAUGACCUGACAUUUGUAUUGGUGACAUUCUUCUGAAGCCACGCCCACAAUCUGAUUGGGCGCUGACUGCAGAUGAUGUUACAUGAACUCACUUUCGCAUCGAUGAUAAAUUCUUCUCAAGCCACGCCCAAUGAUCUGACUGGGAGCUGACGACCUCACUAUAGCAUUAAUGAUCAAUUCUUCUGAUGCCACUCCCUCUGAUCUGAUUGGGCGCUGACUGCGGACGACCACACUAUAGCGUUAAUGAUAAAGUCUCCUGAAGCCACGCCCCUCUAAUCUGAUUGGGCGCUGACUGCGGGCGACCUCACUUCGCAUCAAUGGCAUUCUUCUGAAGCCACGCCCCCUGAUCUGAUUGGGCGCAGUUUUUUUUUUCUUUCUGUUUUUAAUGAGUCCCAGAAGCAGGAAGCCGUGUGUUUUGCACAGCGCCGGAGAUGUUAAACGCUUCAGGCUCUGAAUAUGAUGUUAAAAAUGGACAUGAUCCUGUUUCACUGCUGCCAGUUUGAAGUCGUGUUCACGUAUCUGUUCCUCCCCAUUAUGGACGCCAAGCUUUUACGGGAAGGAUAGAGAGAGAGCGGAAGAUUUAUGGAAGGAUGUGUGGUGAGGACGGUUUGUGGAAAACAGGAAACCCAUAACUCCACUCAGAAGUGCAAUUAGAAAAAAUGUGUUUAUAUGCUUUACUUUUAGACCAAUCAGCCUCAGCCAAUCAUGUGAUCUUUGCAUGUGAUUGGUAGGAGGGAUGGAUCAGAACAGACCAAACGUGAAUCUUCAAGCUCUACAGGGACCAAUCGUAAUGCCUUAUCACACAAAUCAACCAAUGGGGUGUUUUUAUUCUGAUUAAGUGGAUCCUAAAGACUCUUUUACAGCCCCACCGUGUGUUUCUCUUUAUAUCUGAAU